Messenger RNA from Cucumis melo (muskmelon), 729 nucleotides. Its product is annotated as glycine-rich cell wall structural protein 2-like. The transcript has a single exon. Lineage: Eukaryota; Viridiplantae; Streptophyta; Magnoliopsida; Cucurbitales; Cucurbitaceae. The record is from RefSeq and is a predicted model, not a curated record. Bases 1 to 729 code for a protein of 242 amino acids.
AUGGCUGUUCAUAGAGGAUUGUACCUUUCCUUUCUUCUUCUGGUAGGAUUAGGGUUAGCUUCGGCUGCUAGAACUCUUCUAGAUUAUGAUCCACGCACACGCUACUAUGGUUAUGAUCGUCCUACUCCAAGAGUAGGGUACGAUCCUAGCCAUCGUGAUGAAUCGUAUGAUAAUGUAUAUGGUGGAAGCUCUAGUAAAGGACAUGGAAUUGGAGACUCAGCUCUUGGAGGUUCCGAACACGAAGGUGGAAGACAUUACCAAUAUGGAGGUCGAAACGAUGAUCAUGGGGUUGGAUAUGGUAAUGGUGGUGGAUAUGGAAGUGUUGGAGGACAUGGUGAUGGUUAUGGGAACAAUGGUGGUGGAGGACAUGGUGAUGGUUAUGGGAACAACGGUGGUGGAUAUGGAAGUGUUGGAGGGCAUGGUGAUGGUUAUGGGAACAACGGUGGUGGAUAUGGAAGUGUUGGAGGACAUGGUGAUGGUUAUGGGAACAAUGGUGGUGGAGGCUAUGGAGAUCGUUAUGGCCCUUCUCUUGGAGGUUCAGGAUAUGGAAGUAGUGGAGGUAAAGGAAGUGGCAAUGGCUAUGGAGAUUCGUCUCAUGGCUAUGGAAGUGGUGGUUAUGGUAAUGGAGGUGUGCAUGAAGGAGAAUAUGGUAAUAGCAAAGGAAGUGGAGAAGAAGGAGGUUAUGAUGGUGGAUAUGCUGCCAAAAACUCCAUCUCAAAGGAGAAUUGA